Molecule: messenger RNA, 4539 nt
Organism: Glossina fuscipes
Lineage: Eukaryota; Metazoa; Arthropoda; Insecta; Diptera; Glossinidae
Gene: Tsc1
Product: hamartin
Exons: 7
Coding region: 472-4077 (1201 amino acids)
Biological process (GO): negative regulation of TOR signaling; regulation of cell cycle; negative regulation of cell population proliferation
Cellular component (GO): TSC1-TSC2 complex
Source: RefSeq, a predicted model, not a curated record
CGUUCUCACUUGUUUGUCAUUAUUUACGUAUAUGAAGAUAAUUGGUUAUUAAUUUUUCGAGAAAACCAAAUAAUAAUGAAAUGAACGAUUUUGUCUGCUGUUUCAAGAGUGGAACUUAAAAUUGCGAAAAAGAAUAUUACACAUACACGCGCGUCUGUGGGGAAGGCUACAUAUACGUAGGAGCCAGUCCAUCUGAAUGUGCUGAUGGUGACGGAUGGAACAAUGAAACAAGAGGAGGUUUUAAUGCAGGUUAGAAGCAGUUUAGCAGCAGAAGACAAAGGAGCAGCCGAAGACCUAGCGGCAGCAGCCAAUUCGAAAAGGAAUUUGAUCACGUACCUUCCAACAACUUACUAUUUAUUAAGUUGUUGGUGUCAUAUACCGAUCCAACCUAUCUAAACAAAACCAUUGCAAACGACAAUCUCUACUAGACACUAUAGUUAAUUUCUUCGAUACAUUGCUGCUGCGAAAAGUAUGGAUUUGGAGAAAAUUUUUUGUGCUUUGGAGUCUAAUCAAAACUACGAAUAUGAAGAAGCGAAAAGAAAAUUGAUAGAGGUUUUCACACAAAGUAGAGAGCAGUGGCUUGUCCACUAUAUGAUGGAGUAUUACUUGAAGACUGGCUCCGCGCGAAUAAUUGAGGUCUUGGUCAAAGUUCAGACACCACAUGACGGCUAUAUAUUUGAUCGUUUAACAGAGUGGUUGAAAGCAGCUUCUCAUCGGAUAAAAGCGUUAAAUUUGUUUUGUUUUGUGGUGCGUAAGCAUCCAACUUGGUUAUUUAAGGUGGAAAAGCAUCGCUUAAUUAAAGAUAUGCUCCAUUGGCUGAAACAAUUGGAGAUUGAGAAAGAAAUUGUUCCUUUGAUGAGCGCGUUGUUGGCCAUAAUUACUCUGUUACCCAUUAUACCGAACUUGGUGCCGAAUUUUCUAAAUGAUCUAUUCGGAGUUUUCGCACAUUUGGCUUCAUGGAAUAGCCAAAAUACGAAUCGUUUAUCAGAAGAUAAGCUGGUGCAUCUUCAGUUGGGCUUGCAAAUGCUAUUUCAUCGCCUCUAUGGAAUGUUUCCGUGCAAUUUCAUGUCAUACUUGACUGAAUUUACUAAACGAGAAAAAGGAGCUAUUUUCCAGCAUACAAUUAAACCUUUGUUGGAAACGGUUCGUUUACAUCCGAUGCUGAUUACUGCUACGCCUGAAAGUGAGGUCAAUUCAGAGCGUUGGAAAGAAAUACAGCCACAUGAUGUAGUCGUAGAAUGCAUGCGUCUUUCGCUGCCUUUUAAAUAUCAUGACAUUUCUACUACAAAAGCCGAAACUAGCUCUUGCUGUGCCAUCAGUAACAAAGCUGCGAUUUUAAAUUCAGCAAGUUCUUAUCAUCAGACCCUUACGCACCAUCAAUUUAGAGAAUCACAGCAGCAACGAUUACCUGCUAGUGGCAAUAGUACCGCUUUAUGGAGUCCUUACCAUGAAAUUCUUAAUUCUAGCCACACACCGUUAACUCCUACUCCAACACCAUAUAUUAUGCCAUUACCAUCGUCUGCUUCAACAGCGGCGAAUCAAACAAAUUUGAGUGUAAGCGGCUGUUCGCCACCCGAAGCAGCAGUUGAAGCCACGCCAGAGACCACACCGCUAAAGGAUAACAGAGAUAUUAAACGCAGUAGUAUUGGAAACGCUUCGGGUACAACCAAUCCUUUAGCCGUAAGAGCUAUCUUCGUUACCAGUCAGCCUUCUUCACCGCUCCGUACCAAAGAUUCUUCGCAUCAACAGCAAUUUUUUCAGCAACGGUUCAAUUUUCCUGAUGUAGUUCAAUCUAAUGCAACAAUGUAUGUUGAGCAGGAGUUAAAUACUCGCAUAAUUACUCGAGUAACCAGCAAUGACAGGCGCAUGCAACAAAUUGUGCAAGAUCGGAAUCAAUCCCAGAGUCCUUUUCAAACCAUUGAAGCUCAAGCUGCAAAGAUGGGAUUUGGAACACCGCCCGAAGUGUGUCAAACACCCGAAGUAGACGGUGUGUCUUCAAAUCGUUUCUAUCAGCCCUUUUUUACACCUUUAUCGGAUUUAACAUCUACUUCUACCCCAACCCCUACGCCAACUCCCAAUACAACACCUUCAUUAUUAUUCCCAGAGGUAAAGGUUCCCAUCUGUGAUGAUUGCAAUGAAACUGAUCAAUCGCUAUGCACUAAGGGUGGACUUCAAAUGCCAACUAGCCGCUCAAUGCAGUUGUUGGCUAAAGGUAUUAAAAGACGCAAUCGCAUGACUAGUUACUGUUAUAAUGAGAAGAGUAAUGAAAAAGUCGGUAUAAACGGAACUAAUGACUGCUCUGGUUUCACUUAUAAAGUGCGGAGAACAAAAUCUUGUUCGUCACUGUAUUUGCACCCAUCUAACUCUUGCUGCUCAGAUGACGAUUCCGAUUUAGAUGAAGAUCAAUCCAUUGGCCAUAGGCCAUUACAAAAAAGCCAUAAAAUGAUGGCUAUUGCUAGUGCUUUUAAAACGGUCGCUACAAAUUUAAAGAAAGAAAUAUCGCUUGCAAAAAAACCACUCAUGGAUAAAUACACACAAACAUUGGAGGCGGUGCCCGUUGCAAAUCAUGAAAAUUCUCUUUUACAAAUGCUAAUUGAAAGCAAAGAUUAUCGUAGUGCCUUUGAGGCUUCACGUCAAACUCCUAAUGAAAUACUUGAGCAAUUCAUUGCUCGGGGACUUAGGAAUAAUACUGGGGAUCGUUCCGAUCAAGAGCAAUUCCAACUGCUGUGUUUGCAGUUGCAAUACGAACGUUAUCGUCGCGAAAUUCAUGCGGAACGAAAUCGCCGUUUAUUGGGUCGCAGUCGCGAUAAACGUAGUUUGGAAAUGGAACGAGAUCGUCUGCGAGAACAACUUAAAGAUUUCGAAGCAAAAAAUCUAGAGCUUAGUCUUCAGUUAGACAAAACCAAAAAAAUUACCAAUGAGCGGGAGCGCGAAUAUCAAGAUGAGUUGGAAGCCCUGAAAGUCAAUUAUCAGAAUGAGUUGGAAAAAAAUCGUUGCCUUCGGCAAGCAAAUGAUAAUUUGCAAGCGCGUCUCAGCGAAGAAUUAACUCAGCGUAAAGAUGUUAACUAUGAACUAGAAGCAUUAAGAGGUCAGGUAUUUAGUCUCACCACUGAGCUGCAACAUGCACAGCAGCAGGCCGAGAUGGGGCUUAAAUGCAAGCAAGACUUGGCUCGCUUGGAGGCUGAAAUGAUCAUUAUGGGCGAAGUUCAAAUCAAAUGCAGAGAUCGUUUGGCGGAAAUGGACAAUCUUAGAGUCCGAGAUAAAGAGUUGCAGUCACUGCAGGAAGCUUAUAAUGUAGAAUUUAAAGAAUUAAAGCACACCUUAGAUGAUAAAAGUUCACAGCUGGAUAGUGCUCGUCAUAGACUGCAAGAGUUACAAACUCAGCUAGUGAACAAUGAAAAAGUGAUAACUGAGCAAAAGCGCUUAUUAAAAGCUGUUAAAGAUGAAUAUGAGGAGAAAUUUAAAGCAUUGAAUAAAAAAUAUGAAAUUCAAAAAACCAUUGUUAUGCAAAUUGAGGAGAAAUUUGUAAUGUCCUUAAAUAAACCCACAAUGUUCGCGAGUGUCAAUGCUAGCUGCUCACCAGAUACAGAUAAAACUGAUGUAGCCUCGUCCGUAGAACGUAAUUCUCCUCUUUCAACUUCGUUGGCAUCGAGUGAAAGCCUCUCAACUAGUUUGAGAUCUUCCGAGUUGAGGAACCUGCAGCAACUGGUAGAAACUCCCAUAUCCGAAAUGACUGCCACGUCCACCUCAACUACUACUACGAACUGCAGUACUAGUAUUAGUGUUUUAGGCGUGAGUACCGGUGUAAAUAUCACAGAAGGUGAAAGGGUUCCUGCAUUAGAUUUGGCUUCAUCUGCCAAUACCGUGUCCAACAUUAUGAACACUAUACGGGAUUCUGGUCAACUAAAUUCACCUGAGAUAUCCGCCGUCUCCUCAUCCUGCGUAGACCGUACUACUAGUACUUUGUUAGCAACCAAUGCUACUUCUUUAACGGCCACUACUUCUACUCUGACGCACAUGCAUCCACAUUUGCACUUGCAGAAACAACAAACCGAAACAACUCAACAACGACGUUAAAAAAAAGCACAUAUAUUUCCUUUCUAAAUCGAAUACAAUGUAUGGGGAACGCAAAAGCAAUGUUGGUUAACGCGAGAGACAAAGCAAAGUAAAAAGAUAACAAAUUGUUGUUUAAGUUCUUCUUAUACAUCUCAUAAAGAAUGUAAUAAGAGAAGUGCCCAUCGGAGACCUUGUGAAGUAAAUAAAUAAUUUGUAAGAAGAAAUGUCAAUGUCCGUCUAAGAGUCUGUACAUCUUUGAAUAUAACUGUUAUUCAUUAAAGUUCAUUAAACUUAGUUUUAAAAGAGUUCUCUUCCUCUACGAUUAAAAACUAACCUAUAAGCACGAUCAAUAAAUCGAUAUAAGCCUAUAAAGACUUUAAAGAAAGAAAAACUUUCUUUUGAUGGGUCGAGUAAAACGAACGAAAACGCGAGAGCAAUGCUGCUAAUGAGAAUCAAAAUGACAGAAAAAAAAAAAAAGAAACG